AGUGUUUAUUUGACGGAACAUAACUUAAGGACCCCUGUGGAAUAUAUUCAGUAUCCAUCGUGAACUCGAUCUAGCUUCUCUACUUUCGAUCUCACUGAAAAACACACACCAUGUCUCUUGACGAGCAAUUCACCAAAGUCGCCGGCCAGGUGAGGAACUGGAAGACCACCCCCAGCAGCAACGAGAACCUCGCCCUCUACUCCCUGUACAAGCAGGCCACCUCCGGAGAUGUCAACAUCCCUGAGCCCAGCGGUAUCGUCGAGAACGCCAAGUACAAGGCAUGGCUCGGCCGCAAGGGUCUAUCCCAGGAUGACGCUAAGAAGCAGUACGUCGACAUGGCUGAACAACUUCACUCCAAAUACGCAUAAAUUAUAGGAUACCUCUCUAUUUAAAUUAUUUUUUUAAUAAACUUUUGGCCUAAGAAA
Molecule: messenger RNA, 425 nt
Organism: Trichoplusia ni (cabbage looper)
Lineage: Eukaryota; Metazoa; Arthropoda; Insecta; Lepidoptera; Noctuidae
Gene: ACBP-like
Product: putative acyl-CoA-binding protein
Exons: 4
Coding region: 111-368 (85 amino acids)
Biological process (GO): fatty acid metabolic process
Molecular function (GO): fatty-acyl-CoA binding
Source: RefSeq, a predicted model, not a curated record